CAUUUGUAAUGGAAACCAUUUUUAUUGUUUUGCAGGGAUUUGCAGGUUGUUUUAUUAUACAUUUAUUUUCCUUGUACGCCGAUUUCAUUGUGCCUCUUUUAAUUCAGCACAUCACGCCUCACCAACGUGUGUGCUUCAUGCCAUACUGAGUGCGCAAGUGAAAAAGCCCCUCCUUCCGUCACCUAAUCCCACAUAUAAAAAAUGUCAAGCCUUACCUUUAUCUAACCACGCGCAUGAGAAAUGUGAAAACGGUGACUCUUGUAUCCAGACGGAAUGCGCCCUCAAAACAUGAACUUUCCUUGAUUUCCACCUUCCAUAUAGUCUCUUAAAACGUUACGUAGAAAAUGUCUCACUAUAGUUUGAACCUUAGCAACGUGAGUUUGGAGUUGGAAGCGACGGGAGAUGAACCCCGUGAUGAAUAUCUGGCGCAAAUAGAGAUCGCGUUGCUCAGCUUUGUAUUUCUGUGCGCGGUGAUGCUGAACUGCGGUUUGCUGCUGGCGCUCUGGAGGGGGAGGCAACAGGUGUCUCGGAUGCGCGUGUUUGUCACGCAUCUCUGUCUGGCCGACCUGGUGGUCGCCUUCUUCCAGGUGUGUUCUCAGCUCAUGUGGAAGUUGACGGACCGCUUUCUCGGUCCCGACCUGGUAUGCCGCUCGGUCAAGUAUCUUCAGGUCGUGGGCAUGUUUGCGUCCACUUACAUGAUAGUAGUGAUGACGGUAGACCGUUACCAAGCGGUGUGCAACCCUAUGGUGACUUUCCAGAGAAGGCGAGCGCGCUGGAACCUGCCAGUGUGCGUCGCGUGGGCUGUAUCUUUUAUUUUAAGCAUCCCGCAAAUCUUCAUUUUCUCCCGGGUUCAGAUCGCCCCGGGUGUCUUUGACUGUUGGGCAGAGUUCGAUCAGCCGUGGGGACUUAAAGCGUACGUGACUUGGACGACUCUGGUGAUAUUUGUUCUGCCUGUUAUAACUGUCAUGGUGUGCCAGGUGCGCAUCUGCCGUGCGCUUCAGAUUAACGUGUAUAUGAAAACGCAGCAGCAGAGGAAAGAUGGAAGCUCGAACCCCCCUUCCUCCAGAGCCAGCAACGUGGUAUCCGUGUCCAAAUCUCGGAUAAAGACUGUGAAGAUGACGGUGGUGAUUGUGCUGACCUACACCAUUUGCUGGGCUCCGUUUUUUACAGUGCAGAUGUGGUCUGUGUGGGACGCCUCGGCUCCAACUGGAAACGGCACCUUUACUGUCCUCAUGUUACUGGCAAGCCUGAACAGCGUGGCCAAUCCUUUUAUCUACCUUGUUUUUACAAUGAAGUCCCCAAAACUGUUAGGGGUUCUACUGUGCACGGAGGACAGCAAUGGGAAGGAGUCAUUGCCUGAGGAAGCCACAGUGGUCAGCUCUCUUCAUAUGAGCUCUAAAAGCCCUUCUGACAUACGGUGAUAAAGUUUUCCUGGAGCUCAGUGGUAAGAGCAUUGCGUUAACGACGCAAGGUUGUGCGUUCGAUCCCAGGGGAUUGCAAAUACCUGUAAAAUGUAUAGGAUAAAGCAAUGUAAGUGGCUUUGGAUAAAAGCGUCUGCCAAAUGUGUAAAUGUAAAUGUAAAGUAAGAGCACUAUCAGAGGUAACAUCUAAAUACUCCGGUUCCACUGUAUAUAUUGUAUACUUAUAUGUAAUAAAACCUCACAACUCAAAAGGUUCGUGAUCAAUUUAAAAUAGUUUCCAUAGGACAAUUUAGCACUUAAAGGUAAUGGAUUUAAUACCUAGGGAAUAGCAUAAUGACACUUUUUUUAAACACACUGUAAAUUGCUUUGGAUAAGAUUGUCUCUCAAAUGUGUAAAUGUACAUUUUAAGGUUACCCCCUGCUUGUAAAAGGCACGUGUUAGAAUGUCAUUAAGUUGUAUAUUAUAAUUCCUUUAUUUUACUGUACAAUACAAACAAAGCAUCGGUGUUGUGCAGAUCAGAUUCAAGAAGAGUGUGAAUACACACGGGGCUGUCGUAGUAUCAUAUUAAGACCAAAUAGUCUGGUGUGGUAAAGCUAGAAAUUAGAAUUAUGAUAGGCCUAUUAUGAAAAUGCUUGUACAUGCUGCUCUAUCUGUUUCCAAUAAAGUGCAUUAAUAUA
Messenger RNA from Triplophysa dalaica, 2098 nucleotides. RefSeq names its product arginine vasopressin receptor 2b, tandem duplicate, 1 (gene avpr2b.1). Gene Ontology annotation, biological process: positive regulation of vasoconstriction; regulation of systemic arterial blood pressure by vasopressin; G protein-coupled receptor signaling pathway. NCBI's taxonomy places the organism in Eukaryota, Metazoa, Chordata, Actinopteri, Cypriniformes, Nemacheilidae. Gene Ontology annotation, molecular function: vasopressin receptor activity; peptide binding. The transcript is spliced from 2 exons. Bases 345 to 1421 code for a protein of 358 amino acids. Gene Ontology annotation, cellular component: membrane. The record is from RefSeq and is a predicted model, not a curated record.